AUGUACCUCCCAGUCCAGAUCUUAAUUUUCUAUUUCCUUGAAUUGUGUUACGCGUGUAUUCCUACGCAACAAGUUGAACCAACAACAACUACUACUCCAGUACCCGCAACUACAGCUACAGAAUCUCCAUUCCCUUGCUCGGUUUGUCAAAAGGUUUACGAUCCGGCUUGCCAAGGUUUUGGAAUACCUAGUUUACUGAACUGGUGCCCAAAGGCAGCAGAAGUUGGAGUCGAAUACCUAUUAGGAGCAGUUGCUGCUCUACCGUUUCUUCUGCAAGAGUCGUGCUCAACAACUAUAAUUUGUCCACCUGGAACGACACCAAGGAUCAAUUUAUUCGGUUUCACUGAUAUUGCAGCUCCGACUCCAGCUACUUUGGCAUAUUGUCGAGAGACUGGACCGAUGGCGGGAGAAUGGUUCACAGGAAUCCCACCUUUUGAAAUCAAAAUGGCUUCAUCAACUUCAAAUAGUCGAACCAAUCCCAAUGGAGGUGGUGGAACCAAUGGCGGUGGGGCACUCACAACAGCGGCAACCACAACUACAGUGGCAACAACAACCGUAACAGAACCACCAUUCCCUUGCAACAAUUGUCCCAAAAUUUAUGAUACCACAUGUCAAGGUUUCGGUAUUCCUAAUUGGUACCAGUGGUGUCCUACAGCCGCAGAAGUUGGAAUUGAAUACACUCUGGGGCUGAUUACUACACUUUUCCCAUUUAUCCCUCUUGGAUCUUGUGGGUGA
Caenorhabditis briggsae is the source of this 735-nucleotide messenger RNA. Bases 1 to 735 code for a protein of 244 amino acids. Lineage: Eukaryota; Metazoa; Nematoda; Chromadorea; Rhabditida; Rhabditidae. The transcript is spliced from 7 exons. The record is from RefSeq and is a predicted model, not a curated record.